Trichoderma virens Gv29-8 is the source of this 4083-nucleotide messenger RNA. RefSeq names its product glycoside hydrolase family 18 protein (gene TVC1). The coding region runs from base 1 to 4083 and encodes 1360 amino acids. Gene Ontology annotation, molecular function: chitin binding. The record is from RefSeq and is a predicted model, not a curated record. Gene Ontology annotation, biological process: carbohydrate metabolic process. NCBI's taxonomy places the organism in Eukaryota, Fungi, Ascomycota, Sordariomycetes, Hypocreales, Hypocreaceae. The transcript is spliced from 4 exons.
AUGAGGCACCCGAUUCUUGGAGCUGCCGUCUGCCUGGCAGCCUGGGCUCCCUUGGGAACUCAGGCAAUUAGCCCCGAUGCUGCAGCCGCAGCCAGCAACGCGGCAAAUGCACUUUUAGCAGAUAUACCAGUCAGCUCUGCUACAGGACCCGUUCCGGGCCGGCCCACGGAUCGGGCCAGCGCUCGUGCCGCUGUCUUGGCCGGGAAUUACACCUCCAAGCUCCAUCAUGAAACAAGAAAUCCUUGCCCUCCUGGGUGUAGCGUGAGCACGGACAAGUGGUACGUGUAUCACGACGUCAAUCGUCUGAAAGAGUGUAACCAGACUAUGCUGCUGGACUUUGCCUUGUUCAAUCAUGUCGACGACUCCAAGCCAGUUGUCAAGAUCUCGGCCUGCACGGCGGACUUGAAGGCGCCAGUCGUCAAAGAGAACAGACUGGCAUCCGAUGUGGAUGCCUGCGCGUUCAAGGGCGUGAACCUGACUCAAGCGACAGCGUCUAUACAAUUGGGCUCUUCAGGUGCUUCAUCGUCAACAUACGUUGCUGAUGUUGCUACCGCUCUUGAUCAGCUACUGGCCUUGUCAAGCAUUUCUAAGCCGGACUGCAACGAGACCAUUAAGUAUGCUUACUCUGGAGAUGCUAUUGUUGGUGUAUAUGCAGGAUCUAGCCUUUCGAGUCAAGGCGUGGUAUCGACGGUCCUUAAGAAACUUAGCAAUGAGAUCCAGAGCAGCGGUCAAGUUGCGGAGGAUCUGCUAGCCCAGAUAUGCAGUAGCAAAACUUCAGCAAGAUACACACUAGGCAUCUUCGCCACUACUCAGGGCCACCUCGGUGCCGUCCAGCGGAGCCUGCAAUCUUGGAAGAACGGCACCUGCAUCAGUAGCAUGGACCAUAUCACUCUGAACUGGCAGAAUGCAACCUAUCUCGCCCCAUCUCUCCAUCAAGGCAACGCCUCUAUCAGCAGCUCCAAACCGCUGGCGGCGCGUGCCGAUUGCCGUACCAUCCAAGUCGGCUCAGGAGAUACAUGCGCUUCACUCGCCACUGAGUGCGGCAUCACGGCAGCUCAGUUCACGCAGUACAACCCCGGCUCGACGCUGUGCUCCAAGCUGACUCCUGGACAGCAUGUUUGUUGUAGCUCGGGUACACUGCCUGACUUUACACCAAAGCCUGAUGCCAAGGGCAACUGCUAUGCCUAUUACGUUAAGACAGGAGACUCUUGCGCUUCCAUUGGCGCCGCCUAUGAUCUUACCAACGACCAGAUCGAGAGCUUCAACAAGAAGACCUGGGGUUGGAACGGCUGCCAGAAGCUGUUUGCCGAUUACAACAUCUGCCUCAGCACGGGAUACCCCCCAAUGCCAGCACCAGUCGCCAACGCCGUCUGCGGGCCGCAGGUGAACGGCACAACUCCCGCCCCGCCAGGUGUAGACUUUAGUACGUUGAACGAGUGCCCUCUCAAUGCGUGCUGUAAUAUCUGGGGCCAGUGCGGCACCACGGGUGAUUUCUGUAACCCAUCCAACUCUAGCACUGGUGCCCCUGGUACGGCGGCCCCUGGAGAGAAUGGCUGCAUCUCAAACUGUGGCGACGACAUCAUUACGUCGGAUCCCCCUGCCGAGACAAUCAGCAUCGCAUACUUUGAGGCCUUUGACCAGAAGCGUUCGUGCCUGAAGAUGUCCGUCACUGACAUUGAUACGUCGGCUUACACCCACAUCCACUUCGCUUUCAUCACGCUCAACUCUGAUUUCUCCAUCAACACCGAUGGUGUCGAGAGCCAGUUGCGUCUCCUUACCGGCAUGUCUCGCAUCAAACGCAUUGUGUCAGUAGGUGGCUGGGAUUUCUCAACCAAUCCAAGCACUUACACCAUCUUCCGCGAGGCUGUGUCAUCCGAAGCGAACCGUCAAACGUUAGUCACCAAUAUUGUCAACUUCCUUAACGAGUAUGACUUAGAUGGUGUUGACUGGGACUGGGAGUAUCCCAAUGAACCUGAUAUUCCAGGUAUUCCAAAGGGUAGUGAAGCGGAAACCACGGGGUAUUUCCUGCUGCUUGAUGAGCUGAAGCUGAAGAUGCCGUCCAACAGGACUGUGUCUAUCACCGCCCCAGCUUCAUUCUGGUACUUGCAGUACUUUCCCAUUCAGGUACUCAGUUUCGUGGUUGACUACAUUGUGUACAUGACGUACGAUUUGCACGGCCAGUGGGACUACAUUAAUAAAUAUGCUAGCCCAGGCUGUGGUUCAUACGAUCAGGGCUUGGGGAAUUGCUUGCGGUCUCACGUAAACCUCACCGAGACUCUCAACGCGCUGUCCAUGAUCACCAAGGCCGGUGUUCCAUCUAACAUGAUUGCCGUUGGUGUCAGCAGCUAUGGACGGUCCUUCAAGAUGACUACGGCGGGAUGUUGGACAUCUCAAUGCACCUAUACGGGGCCUGACUCUGGAGCUCUUCCGGGCCCUUGCACCAACACCUCCGGCUACAUCUCCAACUACGAAAUCAACAAGAUCACCUCACAGAAUCCGUCAGCAGCGACGCAUUUUGAUCAAGAUUCCUAUUCCAACAUCAUGGUCUACAAUGAUACGCAGUGGGUUGCGUAUAUGAACGAUUCCAACAAAGCCACCCGCAAGCUCGUAUACCCGGCACUGAACUUUCUGGGCAUUGCAGACUGGGCCGUUGAUUUGCUAUCAGAAGGGGGAGCGUCAAAUUCAUCGUCUUCCGCAGAGACCAUCUACAUUGAUCCGGGUAUCUGGUCCUCCGCGACUCCCCAAGUAGUGGCACCUCCAGGAGCGUCGCUUAUUUGGCCUCCAAUGCCACUCUCGAGUCCUACUACGAUUACCUUCCCUCUAUGGACUACCACAGUUUCGUAUAGUAGUCUGACAACGCUGACGAGUACUCUGACGGAUGGUUCGACAUCGACUUAUCAUGACUAUAUCUGGGUGUCGUGGCUCACGACUCUGAGCAUUCCAGCAAAAAUUCCUGUCUGGGGAGUUUCUCUUAACAAAAGUUCGUCGGCCGGGACCAUUUAUCUCACAAGUUCCAUCCAGCCACCGCCCUUCAACGUGACUAUUACCCCGGUUGUCAGCGGUACUACUUCUAUCAUUAGCCCUACCAAGACUUCAACGAUCAUAGGCGGCAUCAUAACCUACGGUUCUAAGACUUGGACUCAGCCAGACGAGACGCAAACCCAGGGUAAAAGCACGAGCAUCAAGGGCGGCACGACGCUGCCGCCAACUGUAAUCACCGUCACUCCUAAUCCACACCCGACGACCACGAACACAAAGCCGGAUCCGGUUGUCAACCCCAAGACGCAUCACUGGACAUCCGGCCCGAAUCCGAAUCCUACUGCCAAACCAGGAUGCCCCGGAUGCGGCAAACCUUGCCUGCUGUUCUGCGAUCCUGAUUGUCCGUUUUGUCCCCCGGGCAUCUUCCCCCCAGGCAGCGGCGGCGGCGGUGGUGAUGAUGGUGACGACGAUGAUGACGACGACGACGAUGACGACGACAGCCAGUACACGAUGUACGCUGAAAGUCUGGUUGAAGAUGUGCUGCCAGAUGCAUUGGCGGAUCCGGAUCAGUUGGACGCCUUCUGGACUACGGAGAUAUCCAUAUUCGCAUCAGAAAUGGGUUGGCUUACAACGAGUACCACCGCGCAAGCCUCUAGCACAACGAAAGCCACUCCACCUCCACCUCCACCUACACCGCAGGCAACGUGCCAAUACUUUGACGCGGGAUUGUUCUAUGAGUUUUUUAUAUAUUACAUUGCCGGAUGGAACACCGAUGACGUCGAAAGCUCGCUGAAGAAACAGGAGGGGGGAUGCGGCGCGAUGACAGGAUGGGAUUGGGAUUACGCAAAGGCCAAAGAUGAUUCAGUGUCCUUUAAUCUUCCUAUCGUGAUCAAAUCUGGGUGCGUCGAGCGAGCUAUUGUGUCGGCCGGGGGGCCAAAGAUCUCGUGUUCCUACUACAAUGGCUUGACUCACCCCGGUCCAGAUGACGAGGGCUCAGAUAACGUGGCGUUUGCACAGGCUCACCACGUAAAUGGCACCCAGGCGAGUAACUCGUAUAAGCCUAUGGAUUGGGCUACUUUUGUUGCGAGAGCCACGGGGGUGUAA